Messenger RNA from Onychomys torridus (southern grasshopper mouse), 3312 nucleotides. RefSeq names its product chromatin assembly factor 1 subunit A (gene Chaf1a). Lineage: Eukaryota; Metazoa; Chordata; Mammalia; Rodentia; Cricetidae. Gene Ontology annotation, biological process: nucleosome assembly. Bases 118 to 2832 code for a protein of 904 amino acids. The transcript has 14 exons. The record is from RefSeq and is a predicted model, not a curated record. Gene Ontology annotation, cellular component: CAF-1 complex; nucleus.
UCGCCGCGGUUCCCGCCAAAUACGAGCGCGGCGGCCGCGGCGGCAGCAGUGGUGGCACCGGCGGGAGGCGGAGAGCGCACCGGGCCGCCUGUCUGAAGCUGAGCCGCCGCCGCCGCGAUGCUGGAGGAGCCGGACGCCGCGACGCCGCGAGCAGCAGCUAUGGAUUGCAAAGACAGACCUGGGUUCCCAGUGAAGAGGUUGAUACAAGCUCGCCUGCCCUUCAAACGUCUGAACCUUGUCCCCAAGGAGAAAGCUGAGGAUAUAUCACCAAAAGUGUCUGUGGAAGAUAAAGUUCGGGAUCUACAAUUGUCCUUGGACACUUUGGAAAACCGCUGUCACACAGGUUCUCAUGUAGGCUUGAGUCCGAAGCUGGUCAGUGGCCGGGGCCCCAUUGAUAGCUUCUUGAGGGCCGCGAUAAAGCCAGUGCAGAGCAUGGUCAUCAUCGACCUGACCGAGAACUCCAAUGACAUUCCAGACAGCCCUGAGGGCCCCAAUGAACCAAGUCCCGAUGCCCCAGCGGAAGGAGCCACCAAGCAGCAGGGGCCCUCCACAGCGGAGCAGUGUCUCCCAGAGACCCCUUCAGACAUUCCUUGCCAUGUGGAGGAGGAGCCUGAGAGCCCAGGAGGCCCAGAGAGGACGGGUGGCUGUCAAGCUGGCUCGUUACAGAGCUGCCCUGAGCUGCCAGAGGGUUCCAGGACAUCCCCUGUAAAGGAGCCAUCAGGCUGGAGCAAGGCAGGGAGUCUCCUGUUUAUAGAGAAAGUGCCCAUGGUGGUGCUUGAGGACAUCCUGGCUGCUAAGCCUCCCCACACCUCUCUUCCCACGAUGUCCCUGGACAGGAGUGUCACUUCAGAGAGUGAAGUGCAGGAGUCCUGCCCCGAGGAUGAUUCCACACUGAGCCACUCUCCCACCAGCUCCUCUUCUCCAACCAGCUCUCCUGAGGGACCAUCUGCACCCCCAGCACAGCUCAAUGGGACCAGCCCCCCCUCUACACCCAUCUGCAUAGUUGCCAAGAAACUCGUCAGAGUCUCCACAGAGAAAGGCAGGAGCAAACUGCACAGAGACAGAGAACAGCAGAGGGAGAAGAAGGAAAAGCUGAGGGAAGAGACACGGCGAGCCAAGGAGGAGGCUCGGAGGAGGAAGGAGGAGGAGAAGGAGCUGAAGGAGAAGGAGCGGAGGGAGAAGCGGGAGAAGGAGGAGAAGGAGAAGGCGGAGAAGCAGCGGCUGAAGGAGGAACGACGCAAGGAGCGGCAGGAGGCUCUGGAGGCUAAACUGGAGGAGAAGAGGAAAAAAGAGGAGGAGAAGCGGUUACGGGAAGAAGAGAAGCGGUUACGGGAGGAAGAGAAGCGCAUUAAGGCAGAGAAGGCAGAGAUCACCAGGUUCUUCCAGAAGCCAAAGACUCCGCAGGCCCCCAAGACCCUGGCCGGCUCCUGUGGUAAGUUUGCCCCGUUUGAAAUCAAAGAACACAUGGUGCUGGCUCCACGGUGCCGGGCUGCCUUGGACCAGGACCUGUGCGAUCAGCUGGACCAGCUCCUGCAGCAGCAGAGUGGAGCCAGCUCCUUCCUCAGCGACCUGAAAGGCCGCCUGCCCCUGAGGUCGGGACCUACCCAGAUCUGCAGCCGUAACACCGACAUCAUGGACAGGGAUGUGAUCAUUGUGGAGAACAAGGUGGACGGUGUGCCUGAAAGGAGGAGGUUUGGCCGCAUGAAGCUCUUGCAGUUCUCAGAGAACCACCGGCCAGCAUACUGGGGGACAUGGAACAAGAAGACAGCAAUCAUCCGCCCCCGUGACCCCUGGGCCCAGGACAAGAACCUUCUUGAUUAUGAGGUGGACAGUGACGAUGAGUGGGAAGAGGAGGAGCCUGGGGAGUCCUUGUCCCACAGUGAGGGGGAUGAGGAUGAUGACAUGGGGGAAGAUGAGGAUGAGGACGAUGGCUUCUUUGUGCCCCAUGGGUACCUGUCUGAGGAUGAAGGCGUGACUGAGGAAUGUGCGGACCCCGAGAACCACAAAGUACGCCAGAAACUGAAGGCCAAGGAGUGGGAUGAGCUCCUGGCCAAGGGCAAGCGCUUCCGAGUACUGCAGCCUGUGCAGGUGGGAUGUGUGUGGGCAGCUGAGGCAGCCCACUGCGCAGGCUCCGACUUGAAGCUGCUGCAGCAGUUCACCGCAUGCCUGCUGGAUGCAGCACCCCCUGAAGAGACAGAGCCCAGGGCUUCCAGGCGGGAGAAGAGGGACCAGCAUAUCCUGGCCCAGCUGCUUCCACUGCUGCAUGGCAAUGUGAAUGGGAGCAAGGUGAUCAUCCGAGAAUUCCAAGAGCGAUGCCGCCGUGGCCUGCUGAGCCCCCCAAGCCCCACUCCACACCCACAGACACCCAACUCAGAGGAUGCUGUGGCUGUGCCAUCCAAGGCCAGGCUGAAGCGCCUCAUCUCUGAGAACUCGGCCUACGAGAAGCGGCCCGACUUCCGUAUGUGCUGGUAUGUGCACCCACAGGUGCUCAGGAGCUUUGGCCAGGAGUGCCUACCUGUGCCCUGCCAGUGGACCUACGUCACCGCCAUGCCCUCAACACCCAGGGAAGACAGUGGCAAUGCUUCCACCGAGGGGCCUGGCCAGGGCACACCCAUGCCAAUCAAGCGGAAGCCAGCAGCCACCAUGUGCAUUACGCAGUUCAUGAAGAAAAGGCGAUAUGAUGGACAGGUUGGCUCUGGGGACAUGGAUGGCUUCCAGGCAGACACAGAAGAAGAUGAGGAUGACGACACAGACUGUAUGAUCGUGGAAGUGCCAGAUGUUGGGGGUGAUGUGCCAGAGGCUCCCGUGCCUGCUCCCACGCUUUGCAAAUGACUGGUGUCAAGUUGAAAGACCCAGGAACUCCUGGGUCAAAGUCACAUGGGCUGUGGGGAGUGGAGUGCAGGCUCCUGGAGCGCAAGGCUGGUGUUGGGCAUGGCCUGGGCAGUGGUGGCCACGCUUCCCCUCAGUCUUGUAGAGCUGCUGAGGGAGGUGAGGAUUGGCACUAGCAACAGCCUGCUCACUAUGGCACCUGAGCAGCCACCACCAGACGUGAGCCUCCUGCUGACUCCGUGUAAAGAGCACUUUGUCCCACACCCCAGGGUGUGGAGUCAAGAGGAGGCCCAAGCAGUUACUUCCAAACCGUAAAGCCCCCAGGGCUAUGUGCUAAUCUACCCUUCUUAGUUAAGCAUUAUUGACAGCUGAUUGACAGGUGCCUGCUGUUGUCAAACACCUGCUAAUGAAUUGUGCCAGGACACUGAGGCUGCUAUGCAGGCCCUGGGCAAACAUGGACAUGCAUAAACGUAUUCUACCUGA